UGUUUUGUCCUUGGGGUGCCCCCAAGCAUUAAUCAGUGCCUGGGGCUCUGCGCUGGCAGCUUUGGGCACCCUGAAGGUUCCCCCCCCCCCCCGUCUGUCUGUCCGUCCUGGGGAUGGCCACCCCACGGGCAAAGAGGCCCCGCAGGGAGAGCAGCGGGGACCUGGGGCUCUCGGCCACCAAACCCCGGGCUCGCCGGCAGGCCAAGAGCCGGCAGAGAGGAGGGGAUGGGGGCAAGCAUGUUCCGGGUCCCCCCCCGGAGCCUUUGACCCCUGGGAGGCGGCAGCUGACCAGGCUGCGGUUCUGUGGGGAGCGUGGCAGCCUGCCGUCCCCUUCCCUCUGCCCAGGGGAAAGGGGUGAGCCCCUCCAUCGUGGGGUAGUCCCUGCGUGGGGAGGGGGGCAGCCCUGGGCUGCAGUGCUGGGAGCCCCCCAGAGCCCCCCGUCGCAGCCCUGCUACAAGGGAGCCUACUUCUCGGGGCUCCCUGCGGAUGAGUGCCAGGACCCCGCUGUCCCCAGCCUGCCGCUCCCCGCGCCCCCUACGCCCGGCCCCCGCAGGACCCGCAGCACCCCGGAGCACACCCUGGUCCUGGAGCUGGAGGGGACCCUGGUCUGCUCCUCCGUGCUCGCCGGGCGGCUGCCAGGUGCCGUGGCCUCCUUCACCACCUCCUUCCAGGGCGAUGCUUAUAAGGUCCACGUGCAGCUGCGUCCCCACGUGCAGCAGUUCCUCGAGAGCCUUUCCAAGACCUACGAGAUCUUCAUCUUCACAACAGCGAAGCAGGACUACGCUGAGAAGAUCCUGGAUGUGCUGGACCCCAAAAAGAAGCUGAUCAGGCGCUGCCUCUCCCAGCGGGACUGCCUCUGUGCCCACGGCUGCUACUGGAAGGAUCUGUCCCUGCUGGGCAGGGACCUGGCCAAGACGGUGGCCCUGGACCACACCAUCCAGGGCUUCCCCUCCCAGGCCGCCAACUGGAUCCCGGUGCCGAGGUGGUUUGGGGACCCUGGGGACGAGGAGCUGCUGCGCCUCGUCCCGCUGCUGGGACAGCUCUGCCGGGCGGACGACGUGCGCACCGAGGCGCAGCAGCAGCUCCCACGCUACAGGCUGCCCGCCGAGGACUAGGACAGCCCACGAGGAGGGGAGCGGGAUGGGGAAACCGCCCCCCCCCCCCCCGGGAGGGACCCUGGCUUGGGGGGCCAGCGCUGCUGUGGGGAAGCCUUGCUGCAGCGCGAGCAGCGCUUGGCCGUUGCCCAGAGCUCUGUAAUGUCCUGCCACGGGGUGCUUUCGCGGAUGAUUACGUGCUUGGACAAAGGUCUUGCUCUCUUCGUUGCCUCCCAAGUCCGCCUCAGCUGUGCAAACACGCUGAGCCCGGGGAUGGGUGGCUCAGCCCGCUGCCACCCCGCGAUGCCACACGGGUUCGGGUCCGUGCCCUGGGCAGGGCUGCCCGCAGCGGCCCCGCUGCUGCCAUUCGGUGGCCGAGCCCCACGCAGCAGCGAUGCCCUUGGGAGGGCCCCAGCUGGCAGCGCUCCCCGCGUCCGCCCCAGCCCUGCCCAGUGCCGCGCUGCGUGCCAGGGCGCAGCUGCUGCCGUGCUGCUGCCGGCCCUGGUGGGGCAGCGAGGGCCGAGGGCCUUCGCCUCCGCAGCGUGGGGCGACCACGGGGUGCAGCAGCCAGCCCCGGGCACGUUUCUGAAGGCUGCUGACAAGCAGGGCCCUGCUGUGCCAGCACCACGGAGCGGCGGCUCCCAGUCCAGCUCCCUCUUCCCUGCCAAAAUCUGCGUGGGCUCGCGGCUCAGCCAGCGCUGGAGGCGCUGGACGUGUUUACUCGGGCGCAGCUGUUUGGAGGGAAGUCACAUCUCCUCCUCCUCCUCCUCCUCUGCGCCUGGGAAAGGGCGCGGGGCUCCGUGCUUGGCCACGCAGCCCGGCCCAGCUGGAAAUAGCUCCCUCGCAGCAGCCAGCCAGGGCGCUGGGUCCCCAGCGCCGUGCAAAUCCCCAGGGGAUGCAGGGGACAAGCCAGGCGGGGGGGGAAGCCACCACUGCGUCCGUACCCAUGCACGGAGCUGGAUACGGAGCGGGGUCAGCACACAGCUGCCGGCAAGUGAAGUCAACCUUCAGAAAGGGCAGCCCAGAAGGGCAACAAAACCUUUAUUCAGAAAGGGGGGCAAGGACAGCUCUGUCCCGGGCUGGUGUCCUUCCAUCCCUCCAGCCCAGGGCCAGCAGGUGCUACCUGUAGAGCCAGCCAGCGUGCAUGACCUUGCGGUACGUGCCACAGACGAUGGCCAAGAGGAUCAGGCUCCCGCAGAUCAGGAGGACUGGGAGGAGGUCCCCGUGCUGCCCAUCCUCGGGGGAGAAACCCAGCAGAGGGGGGCAGGAGUGGGAGAGCCCGUUGAAGAUGCGGGCAGGGGGGCAGGCGGUGCAGUUGUUGGCCGAGGCGCCCUGGCACGUGUAGCAGGAGGGGUGGCAGCUGGCGCAGACCCGGGCUGCGUUCGUGGAGGCGGCUCC
Molecule: messenger RNA, 2492 nt
Organism: Cygnus olor (mute swan)
Lineage: Eukaryota; Metazoa; Chordata; Aves; Anseriformes; Anatidae
Product: CTD small phosphatase-like protein 2-A
Exons: 8
Coding region: 114-1115 (333 amino acids)
Molecular function (GO): phosphoprotein phosphatase activity
Source: RefSeq, a predicted model, not a curated record